AUGGCAUAUGACACUUUUAUGAAUGACUUCCCUUGUGCUGAUAUCCAUCAACUUAUUGCACCAGAUCUCCUUCACCAGAUCAUCAAAGGCUGCUUCAAGGACCAUCUAGUUGCAUGGGUGGAGAAGUACCUCCAUCAUAUUCAUGGAAAACACGAGGCAGAGCGCAUUAUGGAUGAUAUUGACCAACAUCUGGCUGCUGCUGUUCUGUUCACUGGCUUGCAGCGUUUCCCACAGGGCUGUGGAUUCAAGCAGUGGACUGGGGAUGACUUGAAGGCACUCAUGAAGAUAUAUCUGCCUGCAAUAGAAGGCCAUUUACCGACUGACAUCAUCUGCACAUUUUGUGCCUUUUUGGAAUUCUAUUACCUGGUCUGA
Suillus subaureus is the source of this 372-nucleotide messenger RNA. RefSeq lists its product as uncharacterized. The transcript has 2 exons. The record is from RefSeq and is a predicted model, not a curated record. NCBI's taxonomy places the organism in Eukaryota, Fungi, Basidiomycota, Agaricomycetes, Boletales, Suillaceae. Bases 1 to 372 code for a protein of 123 amino acids.